Drosophila ficusphila is the source of this 827-nucleotide messenger RNA. RefSeq names its product cuticle protein 64. NCBI's taxonomy places the organism in Eukaryota, Metazoa, Arthropoda, Insecta, Diptera, Drosophilidae. The record is from RefSeq and is a predicted model, not a curated record. The coding region runs from base 59 to 448 and encodes 129 amino acids. The transcript is spliced from 2 exons.
AAGCAUAACACACUCAGCUCUUCAGUCAAGAAGUCAAAGCUAAACCAAAACCAGCAAAAUGUUCAAACUGAUUGCCCUCAUCUCUGCCCUGUGCGUGGUGGCCAAUGCCGGAGUGAUCUCGCCUUAUGGCCAUGGCUAUGGAUUGGGUUACGGUGCCGCCUUGGCUCCAGCUUAUGCUGCUCCCGCCGUGAUUUCGCAUGCUCCGAUCAUCAAGAGCUACGCCGCUCCCAUUGUGGCCCAUCCGGUGGCCACUUCGUAUGCCAACACCUACAAGGUGGCCACCAAGGCCUACCCGGUGGUCCAUGCUGCUCCUCUGGUUCAUGCUGCUCCUCUGGUCCAUGCCGUUCCUGCCCUGCACUCCACUUCCACCUACCACGGAUCCUAUGGAGGCAUUGGUGGAUACGGACUGGGAUACGCCGGCUACGGACAUGGUGCCUACCUGCACUAAGGAUCCAAUAUCGUAUAUAUCGUAUAUAUUGGUGACCAGCCCCCCGUUGACGACCCCCUGAAGUGAACUAUUCCAGCGGAUAAUUCGCAUUUUGCUGCCGACAAAGUGUUGAAUUUUGCAUUUCGUAGUCAGAGGCAGACAUUAUCGGGUCAAUCCCCAAAUUGUGUACAAAAACCCCUCAAACCCCCGAAGAAGGAACCCCACUUAGAGACAGAGACAGCUAGAGAACUAAGGACGACUAACGGGAGGCGGCGAGAGCGAGAACGAGAGAUUGGCGGAAGGAAGGAUCAAGUUUCGUUGAUUUUGUUUUAAUGGUGCAACCCAAAAAUGCACCGGUGGAUUCGACACUUUCUGUAAAUAAACGAUAAAUGACUCUAAA